CUGUGAGAGGAAGUCUGAGGACAAGGAAGUUUGACAAGGGCGUGGUCAAUCAUCUGCCCAACUUACAUUUCCUUUCCGUUACAAGGAACUGACAGAUGCUGCACUCUGUUCAACUCUGAUUGGAUGUGAUACGCAAGAUCAAAAUGAGCAUCAAGAUCAUGUUGCGAGAGGUGUCCUUUUUUCUGUUACUUGUCUUCAGAUGUUACGCAGUUGAGAAUGUGACAAAAACAGAUACCACGACACUACCGGAAAGCUCUACACCUCCUGGAAAGCUCUACACCUCCAGAAAGUUCUACACCUCCGUCCAACGCUACUAGAACCAUGGGUCAUGUUAACCAGGAUGAAACAGGGGUGACAAUGACCCCCACCGUACCUGCGCCGAUCACAAACAUCUCUACAGACUCCUCUGUGACCUCUGCUUUGACCCCCAACAAGACAUCUGACAUACAGCCAACUGACGUUACCACCACCACCACCACCACCACCACCAGCACCAGAACCUCCACAACCUCCAAAACUGUGUGGGAUAAGAGAUGGGAUAAGCCGUUUACUUACAAUUACACAUCUCUGCGUCAAGUAGGGUUGACCAUUGCUGCUGUUCUUUUCGUGAUGGGAAUUUUGGUGCUUGGUUGUGGAAAAGUUAAACGAAUCCCACGGUGUCGAAUUGGCAAAGGAAGUUCAUACCAGGUGACCAGAAGUUAACACUCUUCUCGGCAUUGAUCAGCGGCUCGGCAAUAAACAGAAGAACAGCAGAACACAAAGGAGCCAGUCAGACCUGUUCCGACAGCAGUUACAGACUUACAUUUCCCCCUUGUGAGAACAACAUCAUAAGGACAAGAUGGAGAGGUUGUGUGUGUGAGCGUGUUCAUUAUUUCAAACUGAUCUCCGGGUUUGUCACACCGAAGCGCCGGGGAAUAAGAUGUGUGCUAUCGUGCGGCACUAAACGCCAGCGGUAACACAACGGCUGAGACUUCGGCAGAUCCCAACGUAAUCACGCGUCUCAGACACAAAAUCCCUUCAUCCCUCCGCUCUCCUGCACCAAACGGCUCUGUUUAAGCGUCAAACUUUGUACAACACAGGCCUGUACUUCUGUUUUAUUAUUAUUAUUUAAAUUUGUGCAUCCUCAGGUGUGUCAAUCAUUUGGAAUUGGAGGGAAGCGUUGUGUAGCUCACAAGCGCCCUCAAGAGGCCUUCAGACACAUUUAUCAUGAGUUCUCCCAAGAGGAGAGAAUAAAAACCAUUUGACUCUGA
Molecule: messenger RNA, 1250 nt
Organism: Megalobrama amblycephala (Wuchang bream)
Lineage: Eukaryota; Metazoa; Chordata; Actinopteri; Cypriniformes; Xenocyprididae
Gene: fxyd5
Product: FXYD domain containing ion transport regulator 5
Exons: 9
Coding region: 322-702 (126 amino acids)
Biological process (GO): regulation of sodium ion transmembrane transporter activity
Cellular component (GO): membrane
Molecular function (GO): sodium channel regulator activity
Source: RefSeq, a predicted model, not a curated record